AUGGAGAAUCUGCCUCAAGAUGCUGAUGCCCAAGGAGGAAUCAGAGCACCACCAGUGGAGAAUAACAACUUCGAGAUCAAGUCAGGACUGCUCAACACCAUAGAGAACAACAAGUAUCAUGGUCUUGCUGCUGAAGACCCUUUUGAUCACUUGUACAAGUUUGAUAAGUAUUAUGGCUUGUUCAAGACAAAUGGUGUUUCUGAAGAUGCCUUCAAGCUCAAGAUGUUCCCCUUUUCUUUGGGAGACAAAGCACACCAAUGGGAGAAGACUCUUCCAAGUGACUCUAUCACAGCUUGGAAUGAGUGCAAGAGGGCUUUCCUAGAGAAGUUCUUCUCUAUCUCAAGGACGGCCAAGAUCAGGAAUGAGAUCUCUAACUUUCAGCAGAAGAACCUAGAGGGCUUUAGUGAAGCUUGGGAGAGGUUCAAGGGCUAUUGGUCUCAAUGCCCACAUCAUGGCUUCACCAAGGAGAGUUUCCUUAGUACCUUUUACAGAGGUGCUCUUCCAGAGUUCAGGAGCAGAUUAGACACAGCCAGCAAUGGUUUCUUCUUGGGUAAAACUGAAGAGGAUGCAGAGGAGCUGGUGGAGAACAUGGCUAAGAGUGACUCAGUCUACAGUGAGGAGUAUGAUAGAAGCAACAGAGGUGAUGAUCAGCACACCAGGAAAGAGCUGAAGUCUCUCCAAGCCAAGUUGGAUCUACUUCUUGCAGAAAAGUGGAUGAACUUUGUUGGUGACCAGAAACAAGAGGCACCUCCAGUGAUCAAUGAGGUUGAUGGUUUAGAAGGCCAAGAGGAGUUGUGCUUCAUCAAUGCUAAUGGCACAUGGUACAAGAAAGAGCCCAACUUUCAGUACCAAAACAACUACCAGCAAAGGCCACUCUACAACAAUCAGCAAGGAGGUUACCAAGCCAACCAGUCUCCUCAGACUCAAGGAAGCUCUUCUCAAGUUCAAGCUCCAGAUUCAAGUGUGGAUUCUAUGUUCAAGCAACUCUUGGAAUUUCAGGCCAGAAAUGAGAAGACCAUGAUUUAUGAGUUCAAGAACAUCCAUGCAAAGAUUGAUGGAAACUAUUCUGACCUCAACAACAAGUACAUGCAACUUGCCUCUCAUCUCAAGGCUUUGGAGAGUCAAGUUGCUUCUAUGCCUUCAUCCUCCAAGCAGCCAAUGGCGUCUCUACCAGGGAAACCAGAAAAGAACCCCAAGGAGUCUUGCAAUGUUGUCUUCUCCACUACUUCUCCAGAGAUUGAGCUGAGUGAUCAUGAGAAAGAAGAGGAUGAGAAUGAAAGACUGGUAUUUGGAACUGAGUUUGGGGAAGUUGAGAGAUUUGUUGUGGCAACAGCUGAAGCACAGAUUGUGAAGGACGCUGCUAGGAAGGUUGAAGCAACGAAUCUGCAAAGAGCUGAGCACAAGGCUGAGAAACAAGUUGAGAAGAGAGCUGACAACAAGCUGAAAAAGGUUAAGCUAGAGGAAGCCACUGAGGUUGAGCUAUCACCCUAUGAUAAGCUUCCUUUCCCCCAAAGAGUUCUCACCAAAGCUCAGAAGAAGGUGCUCUCCAAGUUCAGGAAAGAUCUUAGUGAUGUUGGGGUCAGGCUUCCAGAAAUCUCGGGUAUGCGUGAAGCUCAUGUCCAGAUGAUGCUCAUCAACGACAUUCUAGACCACCAAGCUGAAGUGGCCGAGCUUUUGGACAUCUCCAUUACGAAGAUUGAUCCACCAAUCCCUCCAAAGUCCCUCCUUACGCUUGAGUCUCAAGGGAUGUUCACCUUGCCUUGCUACCUUGGGAUUGAGAGCAUGGAGCCAAACACAUCUUCCCUACAGUUUGGAGAUUCCUCUUCUACAACUCCUAUUGGUCUCAUCAAGGACUUCACUUUGAAGAUUGGAGCAUGCACCAUUCCUAUAGACGUCACUGUUCUGAAGAUGGCAACUGAGAAGAGAGUCCCAUUGAUCCUUGGCACUCCAUUCCUUACAACAGUAGGAGCUUGCAUAGACUUUUCCAACAAGAAGGUCACACUUGUAAAUGUGAACAAAGAUGUCUCCUAUCCACUACAAUCACCAAAGAUGAUUGCUGAGUACUGUGGAAGAAUCACUUGUGGAGCAUCCUCCAUUGAGAAGACCAAGGCUGAAGGGGAGGAGGUGAGUAGAGCCACAAAGGCUGCUCAUGGCAAAAAGAAGAUGAUGAAAGAACAUUACCCUCCACCUCUUGAUAUAAUGCCACACACUCUUACUCUUCACCCAAUGAAGUUCAAGGAUGGAGCUAUUGAGUACAAGAUCAAAUGCAAGAGAAAGUCUACACCAUUCUCAAGUGCAAAAGCCAUCAUCACUUCACCGCUCCAAGAUGAUCCAAUCAAGCUUCAAGAGCUUCUCUCUCAAGUCCUCACCAUCACUCUUGAAGGUGGGAAAGAUCCUCCUGUUGAUUAG
Molecule: messenger RNA, 2409 nt
Organism: Brassica napus (rape)
Lineage: Eukaryota; Viridiplantae; Streptophyta; Magnoliopsida; Brassicales; Brassicaceae
Exons: 5
Coding region: 1-2409 (802 amino acids)
Source: RefSeq, a predicted model, not a curated record